AUGGAAGCCUCACGCGGCCCUCCGCGGGUCAAAAACAAGGCCGCGGCGCCGGUGCAAAUAUCAGCCGAGCAGCUGCUGCGCGAAGCCACCGAUCGCCAGGAGGAAGCACUGCAGAAGCCGACCCAACGCUUCGAGGACCUUGAGGAGCUGCACGAGUACCAGGGCCGGAAGCGCAAGGAGUUCGAGUCGUACUGCCAGCGGUCCGGCUUUAAUCUCAAGAACUGGCUGCAGUAUGCGCAGUGGGAGCUCGAACAGAAAGAAUACGCCCGCUCGCGCAGCGUCUUUGAGCGCGCCCUCAACCUGCACGCCAACAAGGUUACCCUGUGGAUCCGAUACGUCGAGGCCGAGCUCAAGAGCCGCAACAUCAACUUCGCCCGCAACCUGCUCGACCGCGCCGUCACCCACCUCCCCCGCGUCGACAAGCUCUGGUACAAAUAUGUCUGGGUCGAGGAGAUGCUGGGCAACAUCCCCGGCGUGCGCCAGGUGUUUGAGCGCUGGAUGGAAUGGCAGCCCGACGAGGCCGCCUGGUCCGCCUUUAUCAAGCUGGAGCAGAGGUACGGGGAGUACGACCGCGCGCGUGAGAUUUUUACCCGCUUCACCAUGGUGCAUCCUGAACCGAGGAAUUGGAUCAAGUGGUCCAAGUUUGAGGAGGAAUACGGCACCAGCGACCGCGUGCGUGAGGUAUUCGAGCGCGCGAUCGAAGAGCUGAGCAAAUACGGGGAUGAAUUCGUCGAGGAGCGGCUAUUCAUCGCGUAUGCGCGGUACGAGGCCAAGCUGCACGAUCUGGACCGAGCCCGUGCCAUCUACAAGUUUGGCCUGGAGAAUCUGCCGCGGUCAAAGGCCAUGCUGCUGCACAAAGAGUACACCACCUUCGAGAAGCAGUACGGCGACAAGGAGGGAGUUGAGGAUGUUGUCUUGUCCAAACGCAGGAGGCACUACGAGGAUCUGGUCCGGGAGAAUCCCAAGAACUACGAUGUGUGGUUUGACUAUGCUCGUCUGGAGGAGUCGUCGGGAGACAUUGAUAGGACAAGGGAGGUUUACGAAAAGGCCAUUGCGCAGGUGCCACCAACACAAGCAAAGAGGCACUGGAGGCGAUACAUUUACCUCUGGAUCUUCUUUGCUCUGUGGGAGGAAACGGAAGCCAAGAACCCAGAGCGUGCGCGUCAGGUCUACGACACGUGUCUAAAGCUCAUCCCCCACCGCACCUUUACCUUUGCCAAGGUCUGGAUGCACAAGGCACACUUUGAGAUCCGGCAAGGCGAUCUAGCGGCGGCGAGGAAAACUCUUGGGCGCGCCAUUGGCAUGUGUCCCAAAGACCGAUUAUUCAAGGGCUACAUCGAGAUGGAGCAAAAGCUGUACGAGUUUGGAAGGUGCAGGAUAUUGUACGAGAAGCACAUCGCCUACAACCCGGCGAACUGCAGCACGUGGGUCAAGUGGGCAGAGCUCGAGCGUGGCCUCGACGACCUGGACCGCGCCCGCGCCAUCCUCGACAUGGGCAUCGCGCAGCCGGUACUCGACAUGCCAGAGGUGGUGUGGAAGUCGUACAUCGACUUUGAGGAGGAGGAGGGCGAGUACGAGAAGACGCGAUCUUUGUACGAGCGCCUGCUCGAGAAGGCCGACCACCCCAAGGUCUGGAUCAGCUACGCCCAGUUCGAGAUCAACAUACCCGAGGAGACGGACGAGGCGGCCGCAGCAGACGACGAGCAGGAGCAGCCCGUCAGCGACGAGGCCAAGGCCCGCGCCAGGCGCAUCUUUGAGCGCGCCCACCAGGGCUUCAAGGACAAUGAGAUGAAGGCCGAGCGCGUCAGCAUACUCAACGCGUGGCUGGUGUUUGAGAAGACGCACGGGAGCGCCGAGGACAUUGAAAAGAUCGAGAAGCAGAUGCCGAGGAGGACAAAGAAGAAGAGAAAGCUGGACGACGACACGUGGGAGGAGUACGUCGACUACAUCUUCCCGGCGGACGAGCAGAUCGGCAAGAACCUCAUGAACAUGAUGGCCAAGGCGCGGGCGCGGAAGCAGGCAGAGGCCGAGGCCGCGGCAAAGGCAGCUGCGGAAGCAGCUGCAGAAGCAUCUGCGGCUGCGGCAAAGGAUGGUCAGGAAGCUGGGGAAUGA
This is a messenger RNA of Pyricularia pennisetigena, 2112 nucleotides long. RefSeq lists its product as uncharacterized. Gene Ontology annotation, cellular component: Prp19 complex; precatalytic spliceosome; U2-type catalytic step 2 spliceosome. Bases 1 to 2112 code for a protein of 703 amino acids. The record is from RefSeq and is a predicted model, not a curated record. The transcript has a single exon. Lineage: Eukaryota; Fungi; Ascomycota; Sordariomycetes; Magnaporthales; Pyriculariaceae. Gene Ontology annotation, biological process: spliceosomal complex assembly; mRNA splicing, via spliceosome. Gene Ontology annotation, molecular function: protein binding.